This is a messenger RNA of Auanema sp. JU1783, 163 nucleotides long. NCBI's taxonomy places the organism in Eukaryota, Metazoa, Nematoda, Chromadorea, Rhabditida, Rhabditidae. The record is from the annotation of a GenBank genome assembly.
AUGGAUUUCAUUAUAUCUUUCUUGACCGAUCCUGAAGAUCCUGAUGGAAUUAAGCAAUGGUUGUUAACGAUGUAUCCUGGUUCGAAGAUCAUCAAAGUAACAUUCACCUUGCUCUGUGGAGAGGAAUCAUACAAAUCAUUCACAAUCGAUGUUGCAUCAGAGG